AUGCCGGUACUUCGCUUGCGAACGCCCCGAGGUGUUCACACGCUCGCCUUGGACGAUGCUGCAACGCUCAAGGACUUGCUCGAUGCGAUACUGGAAAAGGCUGGUCUAGCACUUCCAGGCCUAUCUGUCAGGUUCGGCUAUCCUCCUCGAGCUCUAGCACUCGACGACGCUUCACGGCCCCUCAGCAGUCUGGGCAUCGUGAAUGGGGAGGCCCUGAUUGUGUCGGGCGAAUCUACGUCCGAGACAGCAGGAGCGCAAGUGCCGAGCUUGGCAGGCCCGGGACGAAGAUCGCCAACUAGAGCGACAUCUGCUGCGCUGCCUACCGUUCCGCCUGCUCGAGGUCGACCAGAAGCGCUGCCAGCGGGGAAAUCUGACGAGAGGCGAGCGAAGCGCGUGCGGAAAGACAUCGCAGCUUCCGUAUAUGUACCCGCACAGAGCGGCUGGCUUGUCUUACGCGUCGCACCGGAUGAUAAUGCCUGCUUCUUCCAUGCUCUGAACAUGACUUUACGUCCCACUCAGCCGGGAGCAGCAAGCGAGCUGCGAGCGCUUGUAGCCAAUACGAUCAUGGCAGAUCCUGCCAAGUUUGACGAGGCCACUUUGGGAUGUACCCGAGAAGAGUACGCGCGCAAGAUAAGCCUGCCCAAAAGCUGGGGCGGCGCGAUCGAUGCCCUCGCCAUCAGCGAUGCUGUCAAAGUCGAGGUCGUGGCUGUCGAUAUCCAGACCGGACAAAUGCAUCGAUUCGGGGAAGAUCGAGGGUACGAGCAAAGAAUCAUCCUCAUCUAUGGCGGCCUGCACUUUGACGCAGUGACAUUCACACCCAUCGAGCCGUCAACGGAGAUUUCACGCUUCCCUUACGAUCUCAGCUUUGACACGACAAUGUUUGACUUGCGAGACGAAUGGGUCUUGGCCGCUGCCGCCGAGCUGGCCAAGGACUUGCGCGACAAGAAGUACUUUACAGAUGUAGCAAAUUUCACUCUUCGAUGCGGUCAAUGCUUCACGGGUCUGGUAGGCGAGAAGGAGGCUCGUCAGCAUGCUUCACAGACUGGACAUAGUAGCUUUGAAGAGUAUGAUAAGUGA
Messenger RNA from Mixia osmundae IAM 14324, 1077 nucleotides. RefSeq lists its product as uncharacterized. Bases 1 to 1077 code for a protein of 358 amino acids. The transcript has 2 exons. The record is from RefSeq and is a predicted model, not a curated record. Gene Ontology annotation, cellular component: nucleus; cytosol. Gene Ontology annotation, biological process: endoplasmic reticulum unfolded protein response; protein deubiquitination. Lineage: Eukaryota; Fungi; Basidiomycota; Mixiomycetes; Mixiales; Mixiaceae. Gene Ontology annotation, molecular function: cysteine-type deubiquitinase activity.